This is a messenger RNA of Bactrocera oleae (olive fruit fly), 2683 nucleotides long. RefSeq names its product probable basic-leucine zipper transcription factor Q. The record is from RefSeq and is a predicted model, not a curated record. Gene Ontology annotation, molecular function: protein binding. NCBI's taxonomy places the organism in Eukaryota, Metazoa, Arthropoda, Insecta, Diptera, Tephritidae.
ACUCAUCACAGUUUUAAACGUGAUUUGAACGCGUUUCUAAACGGUCAACAUACGCGGAUGUGCUAAAUGCUCUAAAGGAUUUGUCAGUGUUGUAUGCAAGCAUAAGUUAAAAAAGUAGUGAUAACUUUUAUGGCAAGACUAAUGUAAUGAAAAGCCAAAAAGACUUUAAGUAAAGUGUUACGUUGUGAAAAGACUAAUAACGAUAUAAAUUUAAAAAAAAUAGUGCCCACCUUCUUCAAUAAAUGAAAAUGUAUUUGAGUCAAAUAAAGUGUUGGACAAAAAACUCCGCAUAAAUAAAACGAAAACAAAUAAACAGUAAUAAACUAUUCAUAACAUUUUUCGAAAUAUAUUAGUCACGAAUCCUUCGAAAAUGACGAAAUUAACAGUUAUUUUCCCAUUUCUAUUAGCUGUGAUUGCUUUUCUGUGCAGCUUCGCGCAAUGCGCCACCGAAGCCAUACCUUCACCGAAAUUACCGUCCACACAAGCUCCUCUAAGCGCAGGAGCCCACCCUGCACAACCUGCUACAAAUAGCACACGCUAUGCUCGACUAAUGAAAAUAUUGCAGGACCCGAAAGCUUUAGCAGCCAAACGUUACCGGGCCGUAGCACAACGCGUCAUUGCGCGCGGUGAUAAUUUACAAGCAUCAGGCAUGCCUAACCGACGGCCACUAUCGGGCUCUCCACCUCAGCAAAAACCGCGUCCGCCCAUUAUGCGUCGCGUACAGAACGGUCUUCCUUUCAAUGGCGCGCCACCGCAUUUUACCUUUGAGAAGCCUAAGGGGGUUAUAAACCAUUUACCUUCCAAAGGCCCGGUCCCAUUCAACGCUGGCAAAAUGUCCGUAUACAGACCGCCUUUCCCGUUCGCGCAUUCACAGCCACAAACACACCAAAAUGCUUUGAUAGCUCAGUCGACGGCGCCUGCUCAAUCGGUAAAAAACCAACAACAGCUGCAACAACACGAAGAAUAUAAUUUCAAGGCAUCGCUACCAUACAAUGGCAAGGCGAUUGUACGCCCCCUACUCGAACCGCAUGAUCCAAAUUAUAGACAACACCUUCAACAGCUACAGCAGUAUGCUGGCAAAUCCCACCAUAUGGUACAACAAUAUCCCAUACCACAACAACAACAGGUGCAGAAACCACACACACAACAGCACUAUCCAGGAUUGCUCCAAAGCAAGCAACAAUCGCCCAACGGACCACCAGCUUUUCAUUAUGAAAUAAUUCGGCCGCACGAAGAGCCUGUGCUGCAUCCGCACGUAAAGCAUGAGCACCGUGUCCCCAAUAGCGCGGGAUAUGCCGUCUAUGAAAAUAAUGACCUGGCUGAAGAAGAAGAGUCGUACUUGCAUCCCCAUGCACACUAUCCUCCCACUGUACGGACCGAAGAAGCUACGCAUCAUUAUGCAAACAUGCGUCAGCAGCCACAACACACAGAUACGGAAAGCGCGGCGGCGCAAGAAGCUGAAGAAUAUAUAAAAUUUAUGAACUCAAAUGACUAUUUCCUACCUAAGCAUGAACCGAACUAUAAACAGCUUGACACACAAAGCGAUAAACAUCAGUUGCGGCACCCAGAGUAUCUGCAACGUGAGCAAACAGCCACAUCAGAGCAGGUUCAACGAAGCCAUUCUCACUACACGCAAUCUCAGCAGCAGCAUACACAACAUCUUCAAUACGACAUGCCAUCGACAACCAAUAAUAAUGUAGCCUCUGGCUCGGACUCUUUCGCCGCUAACAAUUACCUUAACAGUCCCAUGCAAGUAUCGCAGCUGUUUUACCAAGAAGACCCCGUCCCCGCAAUUGUACGUGGCAGCUAUCAGACCGGCAGCAACUUAUUCGUGGUAAAUUCGGAUGGUAAUAAGGCCGUUAAACAUGUAAUACCUGCACCCACCACAAUCGCGCCCACAACGUUGGCUCCAGCAUAUUCUAAAGUGCGCUAUAACGCGCUGCAUAGCCGCACCCCUGAACCGCUGCGCUUCGAGUUUACUGAACGCGAUGCUGUGCACUCGUCCUACACUAACUCCCCACUGCAAUCUUUCAGAAAUGGAAAUGAGCAGUUACGCUUUAGAGCCGCUGCUGCGGCAUUAUCCUCUUCCACUACGCAAGACUUGCCUGUAUCAAGUUCCCACAAUUACGGUAGCGCUAUAUCGUCCAAUUCGGAUGACCCAGAGGACGACGAGGAUGUACAAAGCGGUAGUUCGGACUUCUAUGGGCGCUUACCAGUACAUCAAUCAACUCCAGCUGAUGCGCCUUCAAUGCCAACACCACCAGCACCGGUCGAACAGAAGGACACCGAAGACUAUUGCGAGCGAAUGUGCGCCAAUGUGCAAGACGAGGACGAAGAGAUCGUAUGUGGCUCAGAUGGCUACAUGUACACGAGCGAGUCCCAAAUGGAAUGCUAUGCCUCAUGCCUCCACAUUGAUGUAACGGUGCAAAGCAAAGGAUCCUGUAACACGCGGUAGACCGAAUUUAUUUAGAUCAAGUACAUAGGUGUCGAAACACCAAUGGCAGGCCGCACUAACUGACAUUUAGCGAAUUUCUAAUUUAUUUAAUUUUUUCUAUUUAUUCUUAAUUUAUUCUUCUUUAGUUUUACAAGUUUCUAUUUAGACUCGUUUGUAAAAAGUAUUUAUGUAUUCCAUUAAUUUGAAAUGCUGUUAAAAAAUAAUAAAACAUAAUAUUUUAAAAAUAAA